This is a messenger RNA of Clonostachys solani, 1365 nucleotides long. Lineage: Eukaryota; Fungi; Ascomycota; Sordariomycetes; Hypocreales; Bionectriaceae. The record is from the annotation of a GenBank genome assembly.
AUGAUGUUAACAGAUCUCUUGACUAAAAUCCAAUCAUUCUUUCUCAGCGAGAAUCAGCGCAGGACCCAGUCCAUUAAGGUUGAGCAACAUGCGAAGGAUAUUCUUGUUUAUCUCCAGGAAGGCAACUGGGAAUCGCUCCACCAACAAUUAGUCUUCCCACUCCGCCUAUUCAUCACCAAGCAUGUUCUGGAAUAUGGGUGGAAGACCCUCACUUCCAUGGCCGGGCCAGUGAAACCGAUUGGCAGUCCCGAAGUGCACGCUGGUUGGCCUUUGUCAAGAAUUUCAGUGCCGUUCCAGUCGGAGCGCCUCUCGCUGGCAUUAACGCUCUGGAUGACGUGGUCUGGGAAGUUGAUCACGCUGCAAGUAGGACCUCGGCUUUCUCAUCCUUGGAAGGCCCCGUCAUACGCAUCUGCCAACUCACGGUCGGUUUCUUUGACAUUAGGCCACGGGCUGCGACGGGUGGGUGCGACUUUGACAUUGCCACGAGCCAGGAAUCCCAGGGGUGAGGGAUUUCCCUGUGUGAUUCUCAUCGGCGGUUCUGGGCCAGUGGAUAGGGAUUCGACAGUUGGACCAUCAAAGCCAUUCAAGGACCUCGCAUUAGGUCUGGCAGCACAUGAGAUCUCGGUGUGCCGGUUUGACAAGCGUGCCUCGACGUUGCUCGGGAAGCUCACGAUGAGCAAAAAGACGGCCACUCUGACGGAGGAGUACGUGUACCACGUUAUAGACGCCAUUCGGCAAAUUCGACGAAUCCCGGAGAUUAAUCCCGAGCGUAUAAUCCUUCUUGGCCAUAGCCUGGGGACUUUGAUUGCCGCGCGACUUGCCUCGCUUGAUACGUCAGUAGCAGGCUGUAUUCUCAUGGCGGCACCUUCAAAGCCGAUCUACAGAUGCGCAAUCAGGCAGCUUAGUUACCUCGAGUCUUCCGGCUCUAGUAACAAGUCAAAGGCCGACGCGUCUGAAGAAACGCCCGCCGAGAGUGACAUGUUGAAGGAGCUUCGGCAACAGGCAGAUGUGGCCGACAGGCCUGAUCUGGAUUUGUCAACCCCAGCAAAACAGCUUCCUUUCGGAAUCGGGCCUGCGUACUGGCUUGAGUGCCGCACAUUUGAUGUCAUGGAAACACUCAAAGAUGUUCGCAGGCCUGUUCUGAUCCUACAAGGCGAGCGAGACUAUCAAGUAACUGCAACUGAGGACUAUGCGAGACUGCAUGAGAAGUUUAGUAAUCUUCCCAACUUCAGGUUUCGACAGUUCAAGAGCCUUAAUCACCUUUUUAUAUCUGGAGAAGGUGCUCCCACUCCGCUCGAGUACUUCAGUCCAGGGAAUGUGGAGGCAGAUGUAAUUACUGAAAUUCAGCGAUGGGUACGUGGAUAG